Messenger RNA from Plutella xylostella (diamondback moth), 2470 nucleotides. NCBI's taxonomy places the organism in Eukaryota, Metazoa, Arthropoda, Insecta, Lepidoptera, Plutellidae. The record is from RefSeq and is a predicted model, not a curated record.
UGGCCCUGAAAAAUAUCACAUGGAGUCGGCAAAACCAAAGUUUACAAAUUAAAAUUAUACUUACCUAUAUUUGAUUAUCUGGGUAUAACUUCUAAUAAAAAUGAGUCAAAUAUUGAAUAAAAUCAGGGAGGUUGACCCCCAUAACAGUGAUGCAGUUAAAGAUGUGUUAUCCGUGUUCUUUCAAAACUUACCCAAACACAUUGAAGUGGGCAGCAGUCAGUGGCUGAGAGCCCUAGAAUAUGUUAUCAACAGAUUCCCAAAAUAUUGCAUGACACAUCGAAACACAAUUGAGACAUUCUUGACAAACUUUUUGGACACAAAAAAUUAUUACAAUGUCAUUGAAGCAGCCAAAUGUGGACAUGCUCUACAACAGGUGCGACCAUCACAAGAAAAGACAGCUACUCCUAAGACUAGCUGGAGGGAACAGAUGGAGCUGUUGUGCAGAUCAGCUCACUCCCUCAUUGGGGCAAUAUUUACCAAUGAUGUGCUGAAGAAUGGGGGCUAUUAUCAGAAUGAUUCAGACAGUGUGCCUCCAACAUCGCCGCUGUCUGUAGCUCUGUCCAAGCUGAAGGAUGUCUCGGCACACAGUCCCUCUACUGAGGAGAAGAACGAGCUGCUGUGCACGCGGCUCAGGAACGUGUUCGUGUUUAUACAAGCUAUGCUCGUAGAAGUGUAUCCAGUAGCAAAGCCAAUCAGGCCACAAACAAUAUUUGAUGUGACAGUCCGGGCCCUGACUGCAUCUAGCGGCUCCAACCAAACCUUGUCUGGGACGCAGCUGGCACUGAUCAAGACACAGGCUCUUAGGACUUUAGAUGCUAUGGCUGCUUGCUUGGGAUCAAACCUGAUUCCAUUCUCUCCUUUGAUGAUCCGAUUGGCGAUGCAGACUAUCAGGUGGACAGCUGAGAACCCGAGUGAUGAGACUAGGGAGAUCCGUUGCCAAGCGUACAGGUCGCUGUCAAGCUGGCUGUCUCGCCUCAAGACACACAAGGCGUCAGGGACCUGGCCAGAUGAGCUCGUCACCAGGGCGGUCGAAGAUAUCACCCCUACUGCCAAGACAAUACAACUUACUAUGAGCAGUCAACCCACAAAGAACAUGAGCAAAAAAGCGAAGAGGAAACUGGCCAACUCAAUGCUGAUGGACAGCAACAUCGCCAGCCACAUGCCGGGCGAGAAGAACAAGACCUUAUUAUCUGAUGAAUCAGCGGACGAGGUGGCUAUAGCGGCUUUAGAGUGUAUUGAAAUCUUCCUAACCGUAUGUGGAACAUUCUUGAAACCGUCUGCACAUAAGCUCCUCCAAACCGCGCUAGUCCGGUGCAGCGCGGCCCUCUCGCAGCUGCCGUGUCGCCGCGGCGUGGCGCUGUGCCGCGCGCUGGACGCUGCCCGUAUCGCCGCGCCGCCCACCGCGCCGCCCCCCACGCAGCACUGCCUGCAGAUAUACAGCGACGGGGUGCACUCGCCGCACGAGGAGAUAUCCCGCAUCUGCUCGCAAGCGCUGCUCAACAUCCGUCUGCACCUGCACUGCUCGCCUCCUUCCUUGAACUUCGCGAUCGAGGCGCCCGCUGAGAGCAAGGAGCCGGCAGCGGUGAAGACCGUGUCGGAGCGGAAUAGGGCAGCGUUGGAGGCGCUUUUGGGACCGGAUAAAAUGCCGCCUAAUGGUGACGCAGAAGAAGUAAUAACAAUAGUGGAUGAGCCUUCCAGGAAGAAAGCACGACUCUCAGAAGAUGUUGACGACAAGAUCAGCGUCAGUAGCCAAGACUCAGUGGAAAUACGAGAGAACUCUGAGAGCAAUGCUGAAUCUACAGGCGAAGUAGCAGAGGUGGCCAUAGAAGUUGAUGACAUUGAUGGAAAAUCAAACGAAAGCCCAGAUAUCAAUGAAAUUGAUGUAGUAAAUGGAGAUAUUAAUGAAGAAAUUGACCCUGCUGUAGCAGUAAACACUAGCAGUGCCAUUUACGAUGCAACAACGCAGUUACCAGUGGACGAGUCAGUCGAAACAAUAGAUGAUGAAGCUAGUCCAAAAUACUUAGAAGUAGCUUAUGACUUUCCAAAUACUGGGAAGAACAAAGUGACGGUCUUAGAGAAAAUGGAUGAUGAGAACCUACCAAGCACUAAUGAAACUGAUGACAUACACAUAACUUGUGGACAACAGUUGAAGAGUUCUCAAGAUGUUUCACAGAAGAAAAGUGAGGAAAUUGAAGUAAAACUCUUUGAACCUAAACUUAAUGGUAUAGAAGAGGAAACAGAGGUAGUUUUAACAAAUGGUCAUGCUGACCCUAAAGAAAAUAUAGCAGAAAGUACAAUCAUUGUUAAAAUUGCCGAUGGUGAUGAAGGCGUCACUGUUGAAGAUAUGUUGGCUGAUUUUGUAGAUGAGGUAAAUGAAGAGGUGGUCAACGUAGACGCUUAAAGCAUUUACACCAUAUUUAGACCUACUUAUUAUAAGCUUACAGUGCCAAUAAAAAUCCCAUAAUAUUCA